AUGACCUGCCAUCCAUCAGAAUCAGGCCUCUCCGCCACCAUCACAAGAAUUGCCGUGGCACAGAUUUCCCAAUCAGUGGGCUACAGUGCAGCCCAAACCUCCGCUUUAGACACCCUUGCCAACGUCGCCGCCAGGUACCUAGGAGCCGUAGCCCAUUCCGCCGCCGCCUCCGCCAAUUCCUCCGGCCGCACCCAAUCUAACAUAUUUGACAUCGUCAUUGCCCUUGAGGAACUGGGGUCCGUACAAGGAUUCCUGGGUGCACCUAAUAGUUCAUCACAGUGUUUGAUUUCAUCUUCGAUUUUGAAAGAAAUUAGGAGGUUUUUAUUUUACAGCGAUGAAAUUCCUUUUGCUCAGCCUAUUCCCAGGCAAAAUCAGCCGGUGGAAUCGAGGAAAAGUGGGAAUGAGAUGGGUUUGAAGCACGUGCCCGGAUGGCUACCGGAUAUGCCUGUAAUGGACGGAAUGGGAAUCGAAAAGGAGGGGAAUGAAGAGCGGAAUAUUGGAGGGGGUUUUGUUGGGGAAGAAAGGAAUCAAAGUAGGACGGCAAAAAUGGGGAAUGGGAGGGGAAAGGGAUAUCAAUUGCCUGAAAAGAGAGGAAAAGUGAGGUUUAGAAUGGGAAUGGGAGGUGGGAAUUGGGGGUUUGGUAUGGAGAGGAGGAAUGGGGUAUUAAACAGAGGUGGAAUUGGAAAGAGAAUUCUGUGUGAGAGUUGGAGUGAUGGUGAUGGGAAUGAGGAGGAAGGGAAUAAGAAGAGAGUGAUCAAGAGAUCAAGAUGA
Messenger RNA from Coffea eugenioides, 771 nucleotides. Its product is annotated as transcription initiation factor TFIID subunit 8-like. The record is from RefSeq and is a predicted model, not a curated record. The coding region runs from base 1 to 771 and encodes 256 amino acids. The transcript has a single exon. Gene Ontology annotation, cellular component: transcription factor TFIID complex. NCBI's taxonomy places the organism in Eukaryota, Viridiplantae, Streptophyta, Magnoliopsida, Gentianales, Rubiaceae. Gene Ontology annotation, molecular function: protein heterodimerization activity.